GGUUACAGACCCAAUGAAAAACAUACGAGAUGGAACCUGGAGGCAGUUUGACAAUGUGUGUAACCUGAUGCUCACACUGUCACAGCGAGAGAUGCCUUUAUUGUUAGCUAUGGCUACUGGUUUUGUUUUCUGAACGGUUCAAAGGAACAGCCAAGAGAAGAAGAAGCUUAACUCAGCUGGUUUAAACCCAUGGUAUAUUUGUAAUGUUCACAAACUCAAAAUGGCGCUUUCUGCAACGGACCACAACACCAAUAACUCAUGCAGUGCAUCAGAUGAUUUAUGGGAUAACCUUGCAAGUGACACAACUGAUGAUGAACAAGAAGAACUUCCUUAUGAUGGGAUACACGAAUGCUAUUUAAUUCCUAAUACAGAUUGCAAUGAAGUAAGAAGCUCAGAAGAACACCUUGAUCAGCUUGAAUUAAAUAGAGGGAUCUAUAUUGAAACGGACUCUAAAAGUGAUAAAAACGAAGCCUCCUGUGAAAUAGAAGAGAUCGAUGUUUUUAGUUUUUCUGAGAAAGUGUCUAAAUGCUCAAGUGAAUAUGAAGAAGAAACGUUACAAUCUUUCAAUCAUGAAGGACAAUCUAAGGUUCUUACCACCAUAAUUCCAGAUGUGCUUCUACGCCAUUUUAAUGAUGACAAUCUCCUAAGUCAAUGUCAAUUUAUUGACCAUGAAACUAUCCCAGAAAUAUCCAUUGCAGAGAGCAGUGAUGAAAUAUUAAUCAGCAAAAUGAGCUGCACAAAACAGAGCCAGGAUGGUUCAGAACCUGAACAAGAAGAUGAUUUAGGAAAGCUUGUGCUGGUCACUGAUGGAAAUGAUAACCAGGAAUCUAAUUUGAAUAGUGAUAGAAAUUCAGAUGUGGACAAUGCUCUGUCUUUGGUGAAUUGUGAAAAGGAAAACCCCAAACUUAUAGAAGAAUGUACAGGGCAAGAAGAUCCUCUCCAUGACUGUUUUGAUAAAGAAAAUCCAUACCAUAUAUAUGGCAUUCAAAGGAGGUUGUCUUCAAAUGAUAUAAAGUAUGGCCAAGGACAAGUUCAUUAUAAGCUUCCUGAUUUUUCAAAAGUUCCACCUAAAGUCAAGAUACCCAAAGGCAAUGGUAAUAUUAAGCCUAUGCCCAUAAUGAAGAGAGCCAGAUCUUCUCCUAAUCUGACUGGUCCAUCAGUCCUUAUUAAAGAUAUAUUGGAUUCCAUGCAACCUUUGGUUGAACCUGAACCAAGCCAUACUUCUGAACUUCUGCAUGUGCAGGUACAAGAGGUACAAACAGAAGUGCUCCCUCAUGGACAUCAGGCAGAGUCGGACGUGUAUGAAACCAGUUCAGUAUUUUCUGAAGAGCUUGAAGUAUCUAAGAAUAUUGCCAGCCCAAAAGGCCCAACAGAGGGAGAAAAGAUGUCUGAAGUGUUAAAGGAACAAGCCCUGCAGCUGAAAGCUAAAAUAUUUCAGAAUUUAAAACUGUGCUUGGAAAGCUUAGAACUGAAUUACUUGUCCACAAAAGAGCAGCAUCGUGAUUUGCAGCUUCAGAUGUACAGGACGGGGUCACGGUCAGCGGGGGAGUUUGAUUUAGACAGACAAGUGGAAGGGCAGAUCUUCAGGCUGGGAAUGCUAUUAGAAGACAUCCAGGAAGAAAUAAAUAAAAAUACAGAGAGCCUGUUUCCAUCCAGAUCAUCUCCAACCAGCCCAACUGCUACAAACAUUUCUCAUCAAACUGCGACAGAAGAUGCCUAUUCCUUGCUGGACGUUCAGAAGAAGGUUGGUGCCUGCCUACAAAAAGAAACCAAUAACUUACGGUCCUGCAUGGGGUCACUAAACAGAACGACAGAUCCAGAGAGACAACUAUGUGAGCAAGAUACAGCAGACGUGGCAAAAACUGCUGAAUACUACAAUCUGGUCAAAACAUCUACGCCUUCCCAUUUCUAUCCUGGGGCUCAUCACAGGAUCAGACGCUCUGAAGUGUCAACGCAAACCAUGGAUCUAGAAUUAAAAGAUCAACACACUUUAUUGACGUACCAAACAUUUGAGUCAGAGAAGAAAGAACUUUCAAAUAACACAAGACUGUCUAUAUUUAUUCAAGAGAAUUCACUGAACCUGGAUUUCCCUGACUGUAAGAUGUGAUAUGUGUCCUUAUUACACCUAGAGCCAUUUCUCCUCAUCUACGGCAAUCCACAUUCAG
Spea bombifrons (plains spadefoot toad) is the source of this 2165-nucleotide messenger RNA. RefSeq names its product AKNA domain containing 1 (gene AKNAD1). The record is from RefSeq and is a predicted model, not a curated record. NCBI's taxonomy places the organism in Eukaryota, Metazoa, Chordata, Amphibia, Anura, Pelobatidae. The coding region runs from base 221 to 2107 and encodes 628 amino acids. The transcript has 10 exons.